This is a messenger RNA of Seriola aureovittata, 3725 nucleotides long. Its product is annotated as anoctamin-9. Gene Ontology annotation, biological process: chloride transmembrane transport. The coding region runs from base 625 to 2793 and encodes 722 amino acids. The record is from RefSeq and is a predicted model, not a curated record. Lineage: Eukaryota; Metazoa; Chordata; Actinopteri; Carangiformes; Carangidae. Gene Ontology annotation, molecular function: chloride channel activity; protein dimerization activity. The transcript is spliced from 24 exons. Gene Ontology annotation, cellular component: plasma membrane.
GAAAGAUGACACUGUUAACUUCAUAGAGGAAUGAGAUUGUUUUCAUAUUCAAUAAGUUGAGCUCCCACCUCCGAACAUAUAAUAAGGAUUAUUCAGUCACAGCUGAAUGCAAUGCUUAACAGGCAGAUGAAGUCAGUGUGUCUGCCUCCAUCUAGCGGUGGAUAAAUGGCGUCUUGCAUCAGCGAAGAGGAGGCAGCAGCAAAAAUAUGCCAUUCCUUUGCACCUGACAAGCCAUCUCGUGGUUGUUGUCUGUUUUUGAAUGCAGCUGCUGAAGCACACAGGACACUCUGUUUAUUUGUCAGUUUGUUGACCGCAUCGCUGAAAGACACUGACCGGAGGAGGAAAAAAAGAGGUGGAGGCUGGACAGCUGUGACACCAGCAACAGGUAGAGUCGCUUUUACAUUCCUGAGCCAGUGAAACGACAACACGCUUGUUCCUAGAGGAAGUACGGAACUUACCCAGCGCCUGUUCAGAAGCCCUCAUGUCAUUUUAUAGUUUGGCUUAUCGAUGAGCUGGCCGAGCGGCUUUGGGAUCAGUAAAGGGUGACUGAAGCUUUUUUCCUUUUUUAUUUAUUUAUUUAUUAUUUCUAUCAGAGAAGUCGCAUCUGCACAUCAAAUACACAUCAUGCCGGUCCACAGGAGGCAGCCCAGUAUUGAACUACUGGAAUUAAUGGGAGUGGUAAGAGAGAAUGGCAAUGAACAGACAUCACUUCCUCCUGUGCACACUCCACUGUCGUAUGACUAUGUCCUGGUUGCCAAAACAAGUGAAAACCAGGAGAGAGUGGCUUUCAGGAAGCAAACAGAAUACAUUGAAGAAUUGAAAAAGAAGAACAUGAGAGUCACAAAAAUUAUAGAUGAUGAUCUCAUCUUCUAUGGGAUUCAAGCGCCUAAAGAAAUUUUUGAGAAGUACAGGUAUCUGCUCAAAGUGUCUGAUGCUUGUAACUGGAGCUCGGAUCAGAGCAGUAUGCCUCUCAGCACCAGAAUAAGGAUUGUUCACUUUAUCUUGAAUCACACCCCUAUCCAUUCAGGAGAGGGUCUGCGCUGUCUCAUGAAGAUGAAGGUUUUUGAAGCAAAGUUCUGCUUACAUGAGAAAAGGAAACAGAGAGAGCUGAAGGAGAGCUGGGCACGAUGGACAGCCUGUCUCCAAGGGCAACCCAUAACUGCUGUCAGGAACUACUUUGGGGAGAAGGUGGCCUUAUACUACCUGUGGUUGGGCUGGUACACAUAUCUGCUGAUCCCUCCUGCUAUCAUUGGGAUCAUUGUCUUCCUCUAUGGCCUUGCCUUCUUUAACACUUCACCCCUCAUAAAGGAGGUUUGUGAGGCUGACAUAGUCAUGUGUCCACUUUGUGAUAAAUGCAAAGUUUGGCAGCUCUCCGACACCUGCACAUACGCCAAGGUGAGCCUGCUGUUUGAUAAUAAUGGCACAGUGCUCUUUGCGAUGUUCAUGGCCGUGUGGGCAACACUGUUUUUGGAGUUUUGGAAGAGACAUCGGGCUUCCUAUGUGUGUGAAUGGAAAGUGUCUGAUUGGUGUGAGGAGGAGGAGGAACUGAUCCUGGAAAUUGUGAACAAUGCAAAUUGUGAACCCAAGGAAUAUAAGCACUCCUACCUGCGCAGCACUUUGGUUUUGAUCUGUGUCACAGUUAUGAUAUUGGUUAUCAUUGGCCUGACACACGCCUUGGUGGUGUUCAGGGUGAUUGUAGCAGUGAUCUUUGCUGAGGGAUCAUGGGAGUUCCUGAGCACCAACUCCAACAGUGGAGCAAUGAUGCUGGGGGCCGUGUUCCACUAUCUUAUCAUCACUGUCAUGACACGGAUUAACAGGAUUGUAGCCAUGAAGCUCUGUGAAAUAGAGGAAACGAGAUCCUUUGCUGCCACAGAGAAGAGUUUCACUGUCAAGAUGUUCACCUUCCAGUUCUUCACCUAUUUCUCCUCGCUCUUCUACGUGGCCUUUUUUCUUGGCAGGAUAAAUGGUCAUCCUGGUGGUUACGUACGAAUCGCAGGGAUAUGGAGGCUUGAGGAAUGUCACCCCAGUGGAUGUCUCACAGACUUGUUCAUUCAAAUGGCGAUUAUUAUGGUUCUCAAGCAAACCAUCAACAAUGUUUUCGAGUUCACUGGCCCCUUGCUCUGCAGGUGGUUGAAGAGGAGAAGAACCCAGAAGCUACAGAGGAAAUGUGCCCACUGUUAUCUGAAAGAUGAUUCAGAGGCCAAACACGGAGCUGAACUGUGUGAUAACUGCAAGCUUCGAGACUGGCUCAACAACUACCGCCUCAGUGAUGUCGACUCCUUCAGCUUGUUCAAUGAGUUCUUGGAAAUGGGUGUGUGGACAGACGUGUUGGAGGCUAUUGGCGUCUUAGCUGUCAUAGCAAAUGGGCUGGUCAUUGGCAUAUCCUCGGACUUCAUCCCACGACUGGUGUACCGUUACCACUAUGGCCCGUGCGCCAAUGGCACAGCAACAGAUAUUGACUGCAUGGUUGGCUACAUCAACAACACUCUGUCCAUUGCACGACUCGAUGACCGGAACAUUUCAGCUAGACAGAUGACAAUUCCUGGUGGCUUGAAUGACACUUACUGCAGCUAUAAAGACUACAGGAGCAAUGAGGACUACAGUUUUACCCCACAGUUCUGGCUAAUAUUAGCUGUGCGCUUUGCAUUUGUCAUCCUCUUUGAGCAUGUUGUCGUCAUUUUUAAAUUCGUUGCAGCCUGGUUUGUACCGAGCGCUCCCAUGCAGGUCAAGAAUGACAGACUCUUUGAUAAACUCAAAAGACUAAAAGAGGAACUCAGCUCAUUUGAAGCGUGACAGAAUUCAGACACUUUCAAUGGGACACAUUUUUCCCCGAAACAUGAGCCCAGUGUUGCCUUGUGCAGGGUCCAGGCUAUCACAGUGUUGAGUCCACUUCAAAGCCAUUAAUCAUCUCAAUGAAGAGUUCAGACAGAGGCCUCUCGCUCUUGUUUGUUGUUUGGAAUCUGGAUUGUCAUCCAUGAAGUGGACUUUGAGGACAGAUGAUUUUUUUCUCAGACAGAACAAAUGUACAGAAACUGAUUUUACUGACCACGUCUUUCAUGAGAUUAUUCUUAUUCUAUUUUAAGAAUGCACUGACGGCUUUCUGGUGGCUCUCUAUAUUUGUGAGUUGUAUGUGAGUGUUUUUAUUGAAAGCCUAAAGAUAAUUUAUACUGCCACUGCAAACACAGUAUCGAUUGUGUGUUAUGAUGUUGCCUUAUAUUGUAAAAAGCGCUGUGAUGAUUGUUGCAUUAUUGCAGAUAGAAUCUAAUGGUGUCUUUUCAGACACAAGAAUGUUUUGCAUUAUAAUAUUUUAUAUAAAUGAAUGAAAGAGGAAACUUUUCUCCUCAUGAAAUGUCUUUUAAAUUCAAGUUUGUCAUUUAAAGUGUGUCAUAGCCAUAGCUGACAUUUUGAAUUUGCUAAAUUUCAGCUUUUCUUUGUGCUGGAACCAUAUGCCUUUUUUGUCUAAGGUACAGUAAGGUACAGUAUUUCAACAACAGCUAAAUUUAUGUAACCGUUUAUAAGGCUGAUUUUAGUAUUUCUUGUCGUGUGACUUUUUUAUGCACAAAGGAAGAAUAUUUUCCUGCAAUGUGGAAAAGACCAUUGUGUAGGUAAAUUCAAAGACAAUGUAAUUGAAAUGAAGAGAUACCACCCAAUCUUUUAUAAUGGAGUUGUAAGUUGUAACAAAUGUGUUUAUUAAUGGUACAUAAAACAUUUACUAUUGCUUUAUA